GUAUGUGAAACUUUCGUAUUUAUAAGUACUGUCUUCCACAUCAUAUCUCGAAAGAAUGAAUUGAGAACCAAAUAUGCCUCUACGUUUUGAAAAAUCAUUUACAACUUUCUCUUGAUGCAAAUUUAUUCGGUACAUCGCAGACAAAGCCUAAAUUAUUCAACUGUCCUUUUCAUCGCGCACAAACGAAACCUACGAAAUUACUUUCGCUACUCCUUCGUUAAGUCACUUGUAUUAUGGUUAAUGAUAAGCGCAUUUAAUUGCUUUCCUAAAACUUUACUAAAUUAUAAUCACCUUUUCACGAGUAGCGAAACAAUUUCAAGCGGUUGCAUGCAUUUUCUCCAUAAUCUCGCUAUCUAUUUUAAUACAUUUAGCAAGCGGCAUAAUAUUCCCGUCGUAUCUCCUUUGAGAGUGUCUUUAAAAAGCAAUAACAGAAGAACUUACAAUAACAUUUUAGUGCAAAUUUUGGAUUGUUGUCAAAAAUGACUUCUCUUUGAUUUCAAUAACCAAAGAAACAAUUUCACAUAUGUAAGAUUAGGCAUUUUAUUACAUUAUUUAGAAUAUGUGCAGUAUUUAAAAUAUUUUACAAUUACAAUAGUAGAACACAUUCACAUUUUAGUUUUGUGAAAUAAAACAAUAACAUUGUGAUUUUAAGAAAGGCGGAUAAUUCUAAAUUUAUAAUGAGCCAAUCGAUUAUUGUUAUACGGUAGCGGAUAAUAUUUCUUAAACAUACUCAUCAAGCGUUUAUCAACUUCUUCUCUCCGUUACGUUAUGAUAGUUUCCACGGAUUUGCUCGUCGUAAUUCUAUCAAUGCUGGCUGAAUUAUAACUAUGCUGAGUGAUCGAAGAAAAUUUACGGUGAUGUGGUCGAAAAAACAAUGUGGCCGUACAUUGCCGAUAGAGCUCGCACGUCCUGCGAUAGCUUCAAAGUGAAGCUGCCGGCAGCAAAGAAACGGGAGAGGGAGAGAGAGAACGAGUCGGUGUGCCGUAAGCUCCUCGCCCUGUUCCAUCACCGCAAGCCUCGGGAUCCACUUCGCGGCUCCAGCUCUGCCUCGUCGGUGCCCCUGCUCGAUAUGGGCGCCAGAGCAUGGGACUACGAGGCCUUACCGGAGCUCCACACCUCGACAGCGGUUACGCCGACCUCGACGCCGCCGAAUGCGUCCCAGCAGAAGGCGCCCAGGGUAUAUUUUCAAGCAGAGAAUCUGGCGUCCACCAGGCGAAGGAGCAGCAGCAGACUGCUGACGCCGCAGCAGUCCUGCAGGAGACGCAGCCGGAGCAUGAGCGCCUGGAGCGAUCUGUCCAGGUCGUCUUUCAGGUUGGACGAAAGGUAAGUGCGGGUCCAUAUUCUUGCUAUUUUAAUUCUGCGUUAUACGUAAGUAAUUAAAUCAAUAUUAUCAAUUGCUAUUGAUUUUAUCGAGCAUAAAGUAUAAAGCGAAUUGAAUCCAAUUGCAUUGAAUUUUUCAAAUCGAUGCUAUAUGACAUAAUAGCAAUUAUGCUAAAUGUGUCAUUGAGUGAACGUGUUGCAAAAAAUAUCGAAUAUGAUUGUGAAUACCAUAAAAAAAAUAGUUUCUUUGUUGCUAGACAUAAACCACCAGCAUGUUUAUGGAGAACUGUAACAAAAUUGCUUACUAUUAUUUGAACAAUCGUUCAAAUAUAAAAAAAAUAUAAUAAUGUUUAUAUGGAUAACUCUUAAUAACUUGCAAUCAACUAUUAAUUAAGCAUUUUUUACAGAAAAGAAAUCAGGGAUUAACAAAAUUAACAAUAGGCUUUUUAUAUUAUGCGAGUAAUUUAGAGUUUGAUUACAUAAAUUUGAACCCCUAUUUGAUGAGGCAAUC
Formica exsecta is the source of this 1831-nucleotide messenger RNA. RefSeq lists its product as uncharacterized. The transcript has 2 exons. Lineage: Eukaryota; Metazoa; Arthropoda; Insecta; Hymenoptera; Formicidae. The record is from RefSeq and is a predicted model, not a curated record. The coding region runs from base 875 to 1327 and encodes 150 amino acids.